AUGGCGAGGUUCGACCCGUACGAGAACAACGGCGGCACGUGCGUGGCCGUCGCCGGCGCCGACUACUGCGUCGUCGCCGCCGACACCCGCCUCUCCGUCGGUUACAGCAUCCUCUCCCGCGACCACUCCAAGAUCGCCCAGCUGGCAGACAAAUGUGUUUUGGCCUCGUCUGGGUUCCAAGGUGAUAUCAAAGCUUUGCAGAAGGCUCUGGCUGCUAAGGAACUAAUCUAUGAACACAACAAUAACAAGAAGAUGAGCUGCCCAGCAAUGGCUCAACUUCUGUCAAACACACUCUACUACAAGAGAUUCUUCCCAUACUACACUUUCAAUGUGUUGGCCGGACUGGACACCCAAGGUAAAGGAUGUGUCUUUACAUACGAUGCUGUUGGGUCUUAUGAGAGGACAGGUUAUAGUGCUCAGGGAACAGGUUCAGCGUUGAUGAUGCCUGUUCUUGACAACCAGUUGAAAUCCCUAGUCCUCUCCUACUGCCAGCUCAGAACUUUUAACACAAAGUUGCUUCUCGUUCAGGAUGCAGUGACACCCUUAUCUGAAUCUGAUGCGGUUGAUCUGGUGAAGGACGUUUUUGCAUCAGCUACUGAACGAGACAUAUACACUGGUGAUAGAUUGGAAAUUGUGGUCAUCAACAGCUCUGGCACACACCGAGAGUGCAUUGAACUGAGGAAGGAUUAG
Messenger RNA from Miscanthus lutarioriparius, 690 nucleotides. The record is from the annotation of a GenBank genome assembly. NCBI's taxonomy places the organism in Eukaryota, Viridiplantae, Streptophyta, Magnoliopsida, Poales, Poaceae.